Molecule: messenger RNA, 6633 nt
Organism: Daphnia carinata
Lineage: Eukaryota; Metazoa; Arthropoda; Branchiopoda; Diplostraca; Daphniidae
Exons: 13
Coding region: 278-6571 (2097 amino acids)
Biological process (GO): microtubule anchoring
Cellular component (GO): centrosome
Molecular function (GO): microtubule binding
Source: RefSeq, a predicted model, not a curated record
UUUUCCCCGCGCUCAUUAGUUGAGAGUUUUGUUUGUUGUGCACAGAUGUGAGUGUGUGGCUCUUAAUUUCCCGCCCAAAUAACAUUGUCCGAUAUCUUAAGGUCUUCUAGACUUUUCUUUAUGUAAGAACAGUCGUGCUUGGUGAUACAGAGACACGUAUCGUGCUGUUUAGGUUGUAAUCAAUCUGCGAUCGUUUAUUUCACUGGAAUGAUUUAAUAAGCUGAAUCUAAAGAAAUACCCCUCUGCAGGCUUUGAGGAAACCCCAUUUAGUGGGAUCAUGCCUCGCCGACUGGAAAUCCGAACAACCAUUCUGGAAAAGAAAUCAGAUAUUAGAACAAGAGGGAAAGAUGCAAAUUCUAAUGAUUUGUAUGCAGAUGAAGCUCUUCAGCUCCUGGAAGAGAUUCAGCAACUUAAAUCAAAUAUUCAAAAGACAGAUGAAAGGAUCCUUGGCACCUAUGUGAAAUCACCAUCAAAAAGGAAAAAGAAGUCAGACGUUCCUGCCAGAAAAGUUGCCUAUGAUGUCCUCUACCCAGCUAUCGACACGGCGAGUUCGAGAGUUGAAGAAGAGGGUCGUCGUCGAGUCGUUCGUGACACGAUCGUUUCGCAUUGUUUAAACGCGGGCGGCGGCGCAGCAGCGGCCGACGAUGUUGCAAGACCGUGGACAUCGUGCGCCACUCAUUUUACACCAGCGCCCGUGGCCUCCUCGCAGUUUGGCGGACCUUCGUUCUGGCCGGACAUGAGGCGACCCUCACACCGCCAACAACAACAACAAUCGUCGUUAAAGUUGGUUGAAGAAAACGAGCGGCCAGCGUUCCGUCACGAUGGACAACAACCGAAAAUUGCCACCGACGAUCAACCAGGUGGCAGCCAACAGCUGACGGCCAGAGGAGGGAGCGGUUUUAAACGCAUCUACGCCACCAACAGAGCGGCUCUCCCAGAACCGAACGUAUCAGGUGAAAUCACGCGAGGCGGAUCGGCCACCGGCAGCAGUCACGACCAACGCAUCGAGCAGCGACAACAAGAUCCAACCGCAGGCGGUAACGCAGGUGGUCGCGGACACGCCGUUGACGACGGCCGAGAUGACGAAGAGGCCAGCCUUACCGCCGAUGGUGAAAACAGUGGCCAUGCAUCGAUGCCUCUCAACGCGACAGACUUAUCCGAUAAUCUUGGUCCGGAAUGGGUUGAUGGAGCGGAAGUGGACGACUCGUUUCAACCGGUUCCGCCAGAUAAAAUCGAUGAAGAAUUCGGUUGGCCAACAUCCGCCGCAUUGGUAGAUGAGUCAGCCGAUCAAAUGGCCAUCAACGACGAGCAAUUAGACGACCAUCAAUCCGUGCCAGAAGAAGAGGAAUUAACGAAUGGAGCGGACGAGGCGGGCGACUUGAAACGGGCGGAGCGGGUCCGCCACUACGAUCGGGACGAGAUCCGUCAGUACAUGCAGAGGCAAAGGAAAGAGCGCAAGGAGAAGAUGGGCCGCAAAGCAUCGGGUCCCGUCUGUCACCACAGCCGCAUCAGCCCGAUGAAACGGUCGGACAUGGGUCUGCCGGACAAACCCGUCGUCAUGCAGACAAAACGAAAAGAGGUGAAACGAGCCGAACCGACGGCGAGGAAACAGGUCCCUGCCGAGAAAACGAAAUCCGUCUGCAAGACUAGCCUGCGGCCAAGAGAAGAGGAAAAGAAGAAACCGGACUCGGCCAGCCGCAGCAGCAGCAGCAGCAGCAGGGGCGACAAAGGCAUCCAGACGGAACCGAUGGCCGCGCGGCAAACGAUCGAUGAGGCAACUCAAAUAUCGGCCCGCAGCCAAUUCGAUGACUCGAGCGCCGAUUGGCUUGACGCUGUUGCCAAGGCGACGGGCGGCGGCCCUGUCCCGGGUGACGGCCGGAUGGCGCAACGAGCUACACCGUCGCAAUCUACCAACGAGAGACUCGCCAGCGCAUCCAGCGGUCCGCAAUCGUCUGCCAGAUCGCCAUACCUUGCACGCGAGUGUCCGGCCGUGACGGCCGUCGAGACCAAACCAAAGCCCGUGACCAAUUUGAUCCAGAAGAUCGAAGAUUUGGAAUUGUACAUCGGCAAUCUGUUGGAGGCUCCCACAUUCCAGGCAGUUCAAACGGCGUCCGUUCAUUUGCUUUCGACCCCGGCAGUGGAACGGCCCAGGGACGUUGGUCCGUUUGCCUCUCAUCGUCCAUCGCAACCCGUGCAAUUAGCUACAAAGUUAACCCGGCCUCCGGUAGCUGCUACACCGGUGACGUCACAUCCGUUGCGUCGAACGGAGACGGACGGAACGACCCGACUGGCCCAGCCAACGCCGCCGACGCGCAUCUCUUCUUUAAAAUUAGAACAAUUCCAGCUGGACACGACGGUUUCGACUGAGUACCACCCGCUUCCUGAUCACUUGGCCGCAUUCCUGCGUCUGGACGGCAGGCCCGGUCGAUCGCGCGAUGGAUCAGCGACGGUCAGGCCCGGUCAGACGGAAGUUGCGUCACAAUCGAAAGGCGAGCCGAAACAUCGCGAUAAACGUUCCAGAUACGUGACGACGCACGAGGCGACCGAGCUGAGCUCUCUUUUCCAGCAACAACUUUCUCGGCAUCCGGAAGCGGCCGGCCAAACGAGAGGCGUUGCAGAGCGGCGGACGGCAGGCGGUCGACAAGAUGAAGAACAACAACAACAGCAACCGCAGACCUACUUUCGAGACUUUAAUGAAAUCCUGCAGAUGGAUCCGAACCCGUUGACGGAGCGCUCCAACAGCUGGAAGCGAAUGGCCUCACGAUCGCUCAUGCCCGACGGAGCCGAUGCUUUCCCCGUUCCGGCCGCGCCCUACACCAUUCUGUCAGCCCUCAGCGACGAGCUCAAAGCGACCAUGAACCGAAUUCCGCGCCGAGCAGCCGACAAUAACUCGUCCGACUCGGACUUUCAGUCACGACUCUCCGUCUCUGACAUUUCUGUGCCGGAUGCGGUCACUCAAACCGCAAACGGCCAGCUCGUCCCGCCCGCCCCGCCAGUCCCGCCCGAUCGAGCCUCGUCAUCGUCGUCGUCAAUCUACUCCUCGUCCAAAAAUGAAAUUCAAAUGCCAAAAAACGGGUCAGCUUCUCGAACCGGCAGCCGUGAUGCUGGUUCGAGAGGAGCGACCACCCAUCCAACUGAACGUCAUUCCGGCCACCAACAACAACAUCCGCAAUCGAGGGACGUGACGGACGCGAGCCUCAUUCCAUUGGAAUUGGACACCACCUACCUGACGCUGACCCCGCAAUACACGUCGUUUGAGGCCACCUGUUCGCUGGCCGUGCCGCUGGAUUCGACCUGCAUCACGGAAAGCGGAUUGGCUGCGCAUCAGGCGGCCGAUGAAGCCAAUGAUCGAUCCAUGUUUUCGACGAAACUGAGUCCCAUUCCGCGGGCCGUUUCUCCGCUGACGCUCAUUUCGGACAGCGAAACGAGCGUCAUCCGCACGGAGCCGAAGAAACAAUCGACUUCGUCUUCCGAUCGAUCCGAACGCGAUCGUUCCGUCGGAUCGGAUAACGUCGUCGAUGACAACACGGCGAGCACCUUGCCGCCGCCCGCAACGUCGGUGCAAGUGCGGAUGAAAAAAUCGGACGACCUACUGUCCCGACUCCGCGCCGAGAUCCAGCGCGAUGAGAGUCUCUAUCGCUCGAUCCAGCAGGUGGAUCGUUUGGAGGACACGGCCGCCAAGGAAUCGUCGAAACGCUUUCGCAUUCAAAUCGAUUCGAAAACGCGCUCAUUUCUCGAAGCCCAGACGGACGCGUUGCGAUCCAUCGCGCAGGAAGUCAAAGGCGGCCAUUCAACUGCUUUCCUCCAAGGAAGUCAGGCCGCCAUGGAAGUGGACCGCGUCCAGGGUCGGAAAACUCUGGAUUCCGGCCGGCAGACGUACACCUCGGAUUUCGACGAGCCUUCCGUCCCGACUGAAAUUCCCAGCCAAUCGCAGACGCAGGCGAAAUCGGCUGGCCAACAUUCGCCCAAACGUUCCUUGGACUGCGGUUGGGAUUCGGAGCGCGGCGGGCAGGAUUCAUCGGCCCUGUCGGACGCUUCGGUCCUUCCGCCCAAAGCUGUGGAUAUUUUAAUGCAAGAGGAGGCGAAACAGCAGAGAUUGCUGCUGAAAUUGCGAGAGAAAGCGCAAGUGGAAAAGACGCUGGCCGAGUUGGAGCUGUUGCAAAUGCAAAAGCGGAUCCUGCGCGCCCAGGGAGAGCGGGACAAAGCUGCCAGCAUCAAGAAAAAACAGCGCGGAUUGUUGUUGAAAUUGCAAGAGGAGAGGUCGCGCAUCGAAGCCCUUCGACGUCAGCACAAGAAGGAAGAACAGAGGAGCAAAGGAUCGUGCGAUUAUCAGCACUACGACAGCAGUUCGUGGGAGACGGACGUGAGCGCCAUGUCUAAUUCGACUGUCGGUGACACUUCGGCUUCCGUCGUUCGUGAAGCGUCCAGCAUGGCUCCACCGGCUGAUUCGUCAUCCACCUCCACUUUGCACCAGGUGCUCAGCGAAGCCGUUCAGGUUCAGCAACUUUCUAGCAAUGACGAAGCGGCCGACGAUGAUGCCGAGGUUAGCCACCAACUUAGCCGAUCUGAAUUGGAAGGUCACGACGCUGCGUCGGCCUUGUCCAGCCUGCGCUUGCGAGCGCCUUUAUCGCCCAGAACGACGACGGAAAACAUCCGUUUUCGGUCCAAAUUUCGUCGUCGUCAUUCAAGCGGCUCGGACGAUUCCAUCAAUCUAUCCCAGAAUGAAACUGCGUCCGAUGUGAGCGAUGUCGAGAGUCGCCUAUUGGCCUUGACGGAUCAACUCCAGCGGCGCCAGGCGGAAGCCCAGCGUUUGAAAAUCGAACAUCGGCGACUGAGCAAAGAGAAACUGAAGGCCCAGGAAAGCGCCUUGAUCAAACAGAUUGAGGUUUACGACCGUUGUAUCACCGACCUUCGCACACAGUUGGACACGGAUGCCGAAACGGGUGCAACCGCGAACGCCGUCGUGGCCGUCCGACCUGUCAUCCGUCAGCCGCGAGCCCUCAUACGAGCCGAUGAGGCCAAAUCUCCCACGUCGGCCCGAUCGGAAUCCGAAUCGGCCAAGUCGUUGGAAGCGGACGGACAAAUUGCGGCGCUGGUGGAACAGAAAGAAGAACAUUCCUCGGCGACGUCUUCCAUCAGCACGCAAGUUCACACUGAAGCGGAUGAAUCGAUUGGACAGCUGAGCGAUCAUGAGUCCAUCAAAGAACCGGAAUUGGUCGAUGAUAAAGACGUGGCCGUUUUGCCCGUUAUCGAGUCAGCCGCAUCUGAAAAAUCCGUUUCGGAAAUGUCGAACGAUCCAUCGGCUACGCUGGAAAAUCAGGCCGAGACGUCCGACUACGCACGUGCGGAUGUUUUCAAUCAAACGAUGAUCAUCAAGAGCGACGUACAAGUGAAGGAAGAAUUGGCCGAAGACAUUUCGAAAUUCAUUUUAGAUCAGCUGACUGAAGACACUAUCGCCGUCACUCACUGUUGUGUCUUGAAAAAGAAGAAGAAGCAAGCGGAUGUUCCGGCGUCUAGCAAAUCUUCGGCGGAUGUGUUGCAAAGAGUCAGUGCCCUACUGUCCACCGGUACGGAUGCACCGAAAGGAAACCGUUCGCAGCUCUACCUGACGACGACGUUCGACAUUUUCAGUCCGGACGACAUUCACUCGCCUGUGGCUCAUCCGGCCGGAAGCCCAUCUGGUGGCCCGCCUUGCGAUGUUUCCAGCGCUGAAGGGCGUGACGCUCUUGAAUCAAAGUUAAAUGAAUUGCGCAUCGAGAACGAAUGGAUCGACGAUGACUUGCAACCCGUUGCGUCCGAUUCCGUUCCGGACGAGAAUCGGGACAAAGUGAUUCAAGAGGCCGAGGCGUUGGAACGUGAACAGAAACGGAUCGAGCAGGAAAUUCAGCGAUUGAGCGCCGGAUCUGUUCUCUACCUGCGGGAGAUACCCAACAAACCGCCGCCCCCUUACACCCCGCCGGGCCAGGCGCUCAGUUGGCAGAAGAUACGCUCUCCAGCCGUGGCUGAAAAUAAGCAGAUCAUUCCGAAAUCCAAGGAAGACGUAGCCCGAUAUUGCCGACGUUUCACCGAAUACCUGCUCGAUCACGAUACAGAGCCAGAUGUGAACAUCCCCGAUGAAUUGCUCACGUCCGAUCAUCCGUUGCAAGCCGAUCAGCCCGCCGAAUGCCAAGUGAAUUGCCGGGCAUUUUUGUCCCUCCUGGCCGACUUGUCACGUCUCCACUUGACCGAGUUGAGAAAACGAGCCACGUUUAUGUUGAAUGAGAAAUUUAUGGGCGGCAGACCGAUCCGGUCGCGCACCGAGCUCGUAGAGGCCGUCGAAAGCGCCGUCCUGGUUCAAAUGAACUACCAGCCGCGUUUGCUGCGCGAAAAUCAACUGGCUCGAUGGUCGCAAAAGAAGCGCGAUCGAGUGGACGAGAUUCUCGUACGCGAACUGCAAGUGGAAGAAAAAUUGUGGACGGAUUUCUCGAGCGAAGAAGUACAAGUCAAACACCAAACAGCCGAUGCCAUACUCGACAUGCUGUUGGACGAAACAGCUUACAUUUGCAAUCAGAUUAUGCAAACCGCCAAAUAGCCGAUCGUUGUUUUUAUAUUUACUCGCUAAUUUCUUUAAAAAAUUCUUGUUUUUUUCGUGUU